This is a messenger RNA of Osmerus eperlanus (European smelt), 2356 nucleotides long. RefSeq names its product ABC transporter F family member 4-like. The record is from RefSeq and is a predicted model, not a curated record. The transcript is spliced from 2 exons. Lineage: Eukaryota; Metazoa; Chordata; Actinopteri; Osmeriformes; Osmeridae. The coding region runs from base 138 to 1826 and encodes 562 amino acids.
AGUUAGAUACAAGUGGAACUAGCCUCACCCGCCGGAGAACAAGGAGUUCCUUUGUAGGACAUGGUCAAGACUCCCCGCAAGAACAUAAAAUAAAGGACGAUUCAGGCUCUGAAACUAAAGCCUCAAUCGUUCAGCAAAUGGGACUUGCCUGUGGGAUUCAGCCAGUGAGACUUGGUAACAUUAUGGUCCCCAAACGAAAGCGUGGAAGGCCUAGAAAGAUAAGACGGGGAGAUCAGGAAGUCCCCCAACCAGCCUGUCCUGGUCCUAUUAUCAAUGGUCACAAACGAGAAGAUGUUGAGCAUAGAGGAACAAGAAACCAAUCGGUGAAGAGGCGGGUCAGACCGAACAGAAAGUAUUGGAAUGGAAAGAGAAGUGUGGAAGUGGAGGAAGACAAUGUGAGUUCAGCAGGGGACAGAACAGAAGAGAUCCUGUCCUCUCCUGCCGGUUGUGGCCAGAUCACAAGCCUGCUGAAGCCUGCUAGUAAAGCAGUAGAUGUGACGGAGGGUUUCAGAACUGAACCAAGAUCAGAAUCCCAAUCCUGUAUGGUGCACCUGCAGAUCUCCAGUCCAGAACUUGGUGGACCUCAAAUCGAAAAAAAGAAAGCGGGUCGGAGUCCGGUGGAAGUGGGGGUGACGGCAGAGGACAAGAUGACCGCAAUCAGACGGCCUCCCACAGUGAUUCUGAAAAAGUUCCAAGAACUCCUGAAGCACCGGCACCCAAAGACCAGGAAGACAGAUGAAGUGAAGAAGAAACAAGGGAGCAAAUCCGAUAACGAUGUUGGAACUAUAGAAGAAGAAUUAGUGAAACUAAGUGAAAAGUGCAACGGGAAGGAAUCAACAGAGGGGAUCUUCCUGUCUCUUGAUGGCUCACAUAUGGCAAAUGUAAAUACAACUGAUGAAAAUCAUAAUGAGAUCAUCCGACCAGCGAAAUCAAGCAAGCAAUCAGAAGACAAGACUUUGGCAACAUCAGAGAAAAAAAAGAGGUUGCAUGAAGAAAGAGAGGCUAUGACUGGCAUGCUGGAGAACCUUAAAGGAAUGAUGGCGUUGCCACUGGAGAUGAACACAGCAACAGUAGAAAUAACCAUCAUGGAGGAUCCCAAACUAGUUCCAAAGAAACAAAACAAGGAAUAUGGUGAGAACACUAACCCCAAAAGUAAAACAAGACAGUUGCCAACCUUAAGUGAGAUUACCAAAAUGACAAAGAGAGGAGAGCGAGAGAUGGGUUUCAGAGGAGAGAGAGAAAAAAACUCAAAGGAAAAAAGAAGACUCGAAGACAGAUGUGUGAUUGAAAAAGAGAUGAAAGGCAGUAUGGAUGUGGACAUUUCCAGUGAAGAGUUGGAUGUGGUGGGCGACAUUCAAGGGAGGCAUAUCUAUACCGCUAUCGAAGACGUGAGCGGAAAAGAAGAGAUGGAUGUGGGCGUAGAUGAGGUCAGUUUGGAAAAGGAGCAUCCGUCAGCUCAGCCUAAUGCAGAAGCUUGUGUAGCUUCAGAGAGCACCAGACAGGAGGAUACUGAAGGCUUUAAGGCCACUAUGGGAUGUCUCACCCCCAAUCCCAUCUUCCUGUCUCAGAAAAACAAAAUGACUCUGCCCGACCACCAGACCCAAAGUAAAGAGAACCCAUCUUCCAAGAACUCUUGCAGGGUCACCCCAGGGUCAACAGGAAGCUCUGAUCCGGAGGAGGAAGUGGAGGUUGACAUUCUGGUUUGCUCUCCGUGCGCACAGCCAAUAGUGUGGGAGGAGGGUCUUACAGUUCCGGAAUUUACCACUGAGGAGGAGAUGGAAGAGGAGGAAAACGAGAUUGAUGUGACUGGGUAUCAGACAGACUAACUUUCUUUAAAAAAAAAUUCCUUUGUUAACUUUACCAAAACAAAUGGUAUCCCUAGUUUUACCAGUCUCAUACAACUGGUGGGUGAAAUUUCGAUUUUAGCCUUUGCCAUUCAAAUCCUGCACAAAUCUACACUCGCACUAUGAAGGUGUAAAAAUAUAACUUUUGUGAGGCCUCGCUAGCUUUUAGAAUUAUUGACCCAUGAUGUGGUGAGUUUUGCUUUAAGCUUUGCAAAAUAUAAAGUGAAAGAAUUAAGUUAAUUAUGCUCCUUUGGUUUGUAUGUGCAUCAUUCAAAAUGUCUUUGUGAAUGACCUGUUACCAACCACCUUUCUGUUACAUAUUCGGUCAUUACAUGGUUGAUCCAACACUGGGUUCACUAAUGUUUUUACCGAUACUAUCCAUAGCUGUUUUUGUUUUGCGUUCUACAAGUUCUUUAUAAUGUACUACUUCUAAAGGUGUUGUGUAUGGUUUAAUGGUAUGCUUGCCCGUGCAGACUAAAAUAUAAAUAUUUUGUUUCAUUAAAGUAACUAUU